GUUCGAAAGAACGAGAAGGUGUCUUUCCUGCGUCCCGCGCCUCCUCGUCCGCGCCCGUUAACGUGUCAUCUCCUGUACUGUUGCUCCGAAGUUCGGGAAAAGCGGGAAGUGCGCCGACAGAGCCGGAGCAGGGUCCGAACACCGAGUCAGUGCAGACCACUGGAAUCGGCCAUGAAGCCAGAUCUGUCCACCGUCAUCUCGUCCUCCCUGUACAUCUUGCUUCUUUCAGCCUGUCUUAGCGCGGCGCUAGAAAAGCAGGAUGACACCGCCGACGACAGCUACUUGGUGGAACAGAAGCGCCCCUUCUGCAACGCCUUCACGGGCUGCGGAGGCAAAAGAUCUUCCCCCAACCGAAUAGAUCUGCUGGCUCGACUUCAGAACCGGCUGCUCAGUGAGAUCCGCAAUUUGGAACUCCGAACCAGACUUGAAGAAGGCCCCAGCCGCCGACACGAUGAAUACACGGACAACCUUCGAAGCAACGGCCUCCUAAUGGACCUCCUGACGCCUUCGUUCCGGAAACGAAAGUUCCCAAUGGAAGGUCCGUAGGAGUUUAGCCUGGGAUACCAACGUACGUCUCGAGGCAGGCUCUCACAGGACUCCCUCCCGCUGUCUCCAGCCCUGUUGACCGAGGUCGCCGAAGAUGAACGUCGAUCAGCUUGUGUAGCGCGGUGUGCCACGAACCUUGUUUAGGCGAUCUCUGCUCCCGGUCUUUGCAUUCCAGCGUUUUCGUUGACCCGAGCUUUGCACGUCCAAGCACACCUUGCUUGAGUACGCCCACGCACGUCGUCGUGACCUUGUAGACUAGUCGUGUAGUCGUAAAUUCGAAUAAACUGCCCUCGUUUUCAAGACG
Molecule: messenger RNA, 850 nt
Organism: Ixodes scapularis (black-legged tick)
Lineage: Eukaryota; Metazoa; Arthropoda; Arachnida; Ixodida; Ixodidae
Product: cardioactive peptide
Exons: 5
Coding region: 172-546 (124 amino acids)
Source: RefSeq, a predicted model, not a curated record